AUGGCGGCGCUUAUAGCAGGUGCGAGAAGUCUGAAUGCAUCUGACGAGGAAGCCAGCACUGGUCAGACUUCUCAAACUAAUCUGAUAAACACAAAUCCAUACGAGGACGAGUCACCAGCUCCUCCUUUAUCUGGCUAUAAUGACGAUGGAAGCUUACGAGAACAGCUUUUCGAGUUCAGGGACGCAGUUGAAAGAUGUAAUCGCUUGUGCAACACCUCGUAUGUUUGCAAGUUAAAUGCACAGAAUGGCCUCACCUUGUACAACAGAAAGAACGAGAACACUGUGAGUGAACGAGAGAAGAAGCAAACUUGCUUGGGCCGCUGUGUGGUACUGAUUUCUCAACAAACCUUUGGGGUUAUUGUUGAUCCAAGAUUGUCUGAUAACCUCGGUCCAGACGAAGAAGACAUCAAUGAAGAUUCCGUUAGAAGAAGAGGUGAAUACUUGCACGAUUAUGAGAAUCUGGCUGAGUACUUGGAAGUCAAAGAAAUGAUGGAAGCCGAGCAAUUGGCAAACCCAGUACCAGAUGAGCCGGUUGACGUGUCCCAACAACGACGUCUUGUUCCUUUCGCUGACUGGCUAGAAAUGCGUUCCAUAUCGAAGGAUUGA
Molecule: messenger RNA, 606 nt
Organism: Candidozyma haemuli
Lineage: Eukaryota; Fungi; Ascomycota; Pichiomycetes; Serinales; Metschnikowiaceae
Exons: 1
Coding region: 1-606 (201 amino acids)
Source: RefSeq, a predicted model, not a curated record